This is a messenger RNA of Pseudonaja textilis, 1831 nucleotides long. Its product is annotated as scavenger receptor cysteine-rich domain-containing protein DMBT1-like. The record is from RefSeq and is a predicted model, not a curated record. Gene Ontology annotation, cellular component: membrane. NCBI's taxonomy places the organism in Eukaryota, Metazoa, Chordata, Lepidosauria, Squamata, Elapidae.
AAAAGACCCAGAAAAAUGUAUACUGUCAUGGAAGCCAUCCUAUUUUUAAUGUUAAUUACAGGAAUACUUCAGGAUGUUGGCUCAGUGCCAGCUCUAUCUACCGUGGCGACACCUCCAACUCCAGGACUGUCUCUCAGACUUGCUGGCACAUACAACUAUUGUGAGGGACGUGUGGAAGUGUAUUAUGAAGGAGCCUGGGGAACUGUCUGUGGCAAGAACUGGGAUCUGAAAGAUGCUCAGGUUGUUUGCCAACAGUUAGGAUGUGGGAAUGCUGUAGAAGCCCUGCCCUGGCCUAAAUUUGGCUCAGGCUCAGGCAAAAUUGUCCUAAGUAAUGUACAAUGCAAAGGGGAUGAAUUUUUUCUAUGGGAUUGUAAGAACCCUGGAUGGGAAGUGCAUAACUGCAAUCAUCAACAGGAUGCUACCGUUCUCUGUACAGGUGAAAAGUAUAGACCAGCUGGAACUGAAGGAGAUGUGGUGUAUAUGCAGCUGGUGGAUGGCCCAAACCAAUGUGCUGGUCGUGUUCAAGUCAUUUAUUUUGCCAACUGGAGACAUGAGGUUUGCAGUGAAGGUUGGGACAUAAGAGAUGCUCAGGUUGUCUGCAAGACACUGCACUGUGGCAAUGCUGUUGCUGCCUUGACCGAUGGCUCUUUUGGUAAAGGGAACAGUGGCCCUUUGAUGACUAAAGUUGAUUGCUCUGGGUCGGAAUAUUAUUUAAUGUCAUGCCCAUAUGAGUAUCGUCCUGCUACAUGUGGAAAUUACAACGAUGCUGCUGUUAUAUGCUCUGAUUCUGGAUUGACACCAACUGGAAUACCAGCUUUUGGAUCAAGCCCAAUUAUUGUUUAGCAGGCCUCCUCUGAAAUAAACAAGAAAAAAUUAUUAGUCUUAUAAAAGACUCACACCUGCUUUCUAUAUCAAGAUACUUCAAGAUAUGAGAAUCAUAAUUCAAUCCAAAACACUAAUAUUUGGCAAAUAUAGUAUGUAACACUGUAUCCUACUCUAAAUGCUUACUUUGGGAAAAGAAAGUUUCCAGUGACACUGGACAAAACAAGAGUGAACAUGCAUCCCUUGAUAAAGAAUUCAUGAUUACAUACCUCUCAUUGUAAAGUUUUGCCCACAGCAAAGAAAGAGCUGAUAUAAUAAUGGCACUUUAAUUGUAUGUACUACAUGCAACAUAUACAGGAUGCUAUUUUAACCUUUUUUUCCUACUAUGCUUCAUAUAGCAUCUUUAUUGCCUUGUUGGUUCAACUCUCUCACAAUAUAAGCACAAAGUAGUAACAAAUCCUGUCAAUGUCUGGUCUCUGUGCAUUUUUAAGCCCAGGAUUUACAAACAAUAUGAGAGCCUUUGCAGUAUACCUUUAGAUUCCUGUAACAGACUCCAAAGAGACCAACUACUACAAAAUGUAGCUAUUAACUAAUGCACAAUCUUAUGAGCUUAUCAUUUGAUAUAUGAGAUAGAUUAAAAAUUAAUUUUGAAACUGGGCCUAUUUAUAAAGGUCCAUUUUCUGAGGCACACUGGAAAGAUCUUUUAUCAAUUCCAAAUUAUGAAUGCUUUUUUUUCAGAACUAAUAUUGAUUUCAUCUCUAUAUGUUUCUAAUGGCAGUUUUAAAAAUAGUCAGGUUCAUUUUUAAUCUCUGCUAUUAACUGUCUUGAGGUUAAUUGUUGAAAGACAGCAUAAAAGCAACAUAAAUACUUAAUAAGAAAAUAAGUAGAUUUUGGCAUAUUAAUGACAUUGAUUUAAAAUUGAAAUAAUAAUUGUUCUAUACACUUGUCUAAUUGUUAUUUAAUUUAUCUAAUAUAUAAUUGUUAAAUUAGAGAGGGGUUAAUACUUCAG